Messenger RNA from Chaetomium fimeti, 1908 nucleotides. Its product is annotated as PLC-like phosphodiesterase. The record is from RefSeq and is a predicted model, not a curated record. Gene Ontology annotation, molecular function: phosphoric diester hydrolase activity. The coding region runs from base 251 to 1642 and encodes 463 amino acids. The transcript has a single exon. Gene Ontology annotation, biological process: lipid metabolic process. NCBI's taxonomy places the organism in Eukaryota, Fungi, Ascomycota, Sordariomycetes, Sordariales, Chaetomiaceae.
GUGCUGGCAGGGGAAGAAAUGCAAACGAAUGCAAACCCAUGUCCAUGCCCUGUUUUAAGGUUUCUUGUCCUGCGGGUACGAAAGUCUCCCCCUCGAGAUCUGGCCCGCGAAGAAUUCCACAAUUGGGGCAGUAAGUUAACUCGGAACCCGCUCCCCAUCUCUCGCUCUUUUUUCCCACUUUGGAUCCUUUUUUAUUUUCGAUGCCUUGUCGGAGGCUUGAAACACACAAUCAUCGUCACCAUCAUCUGGAAUGAUGGCGUCCUUUAAGCGUAUCGCCGGCGUGCUGUGCCUGCUGUCGCUCAGCAUUGGCCCGGUUUACUGCCAAAAUGAUGCCGAGAAUGUCGCGAGUGUCGAUAAUGUCGAGAAUGUCGAGAGUGUCAACCCCGACGACCCGGGCAUCACCAUGUUGACCGGCACAAGAAGCGACGCAACCAAAUCGACCGGCAUACCGACCGGCGUCUACCAAGACCCUUCAUCGCGCGUCACCAUCGCGACAACGACCCUGCCCACCGACCUCGGGAUACUCACACAAAGCUACACCGAAGCCGCCGCCUCCCCCAACACCGUUACCUACCUCACCGGCUCGAUGGCCUCUUCGGAGUCCACCGACACCGCCAACGCGACCUCCACCUCCACCUCGACCACCCCGCCGCGGCCCACCAACACCCGCCCCUGCAACAACUACCCCGAGCUCUGCGCGCGCAAGUACAGCAACAUCACCCACGUCGGCUGCCACAACAGCCCCUUCACGCGCGCCGGCAGCGCCGCGGCGAACCAGGAGUUUCCCGUCAUCGACCAGCUCAACGACGGCAUCCGCUUCCUGCAGGGCCAGAUCCAGUGGCCCGAGAACGGCACGGUGCCGCACUUCUGCCACACGACGUGCGACCUGCUCGACGCGGGGCCCAUCACGGACUGGCUGCGGCAGGUCAAGGACUGGGUGGCGCGGCACCCGUACGACGUGGUGACGAUCCUGCUGGGCAACGGCAACUACUCGACGCCGGACAAGUACGCCGGGGCGAUCGAGGCGUCGGGCAUCAAGCAGUUCGUCUACACGCCGAGCGUGAUCCCCAUGCGGGUCGACGACUGGCCGACGCUGGGCCAGAUGAUCCUGUCGGGCCAGCGCGUCGUCAUGUUCCUCGACUACAUGGCCAACCAGACCGCCUACCCCUGGCUGCAGGACCAGUUCAGCCAGAUGUGGGAGACCCCCUUCGACCCCCUCGACACCGCCUUCCCCUGCACCGUGCAGCGGCCCCCCGACCUGAAGCCCGACGCCGCCCGCCGCCGCCUGUACAUGAUGAACCACAACCUCAACGCCGAGGUCUCGCUGCUGGGCCAGUCCAUCCUCGUCCCCGCCGUCAGCCAGCUCAACGUCACCAACGCCGCCGAGGGCCCUGGCAGCCUGGGCAUGGCCGCCAACAACUGCCGCUCCGACUGGGGGCGGGCGCCCAACGUGCUGAACGUGGAUUACUACAACUACGGGAAUUACCCGGGCAGCGUGUUUGAGGUGGCCGCCGCCAUGAACAACGUGACGUUCGUCAAGAGGCCGUGCUGCGGGCCGGGCUCCAACGCCGCCGGGAGGGUGGAGGUGGUGAGGGGCGCCCUGUGGAUUGGCAUGGCUCUGGGGGUGUGGUUGCUAGUUUAAGUUUGUGUCUGCAGCGGGUGGUUUGGUUUCUAGUUUGGCUGGUCCUAUUUGGCAUUGCAUGGCGUUACGGUAUCUAGAAUCUAGACGGGUUGCGCGGCAACAGAUUGUGGUUUGGAAUAUCCCUAAAAUUCAUGGGGGAAGGGGAAGAUGGCAGGAAACAAUGAGAGUCAACGACAUAUUACCUAGCUACCUAGGUACUCAUGUAUUAAUUUCUCAAAAAAAUACACACGAGACUGCCCCUCAACCAAUGACACUUUUUACUCGUU